AUGAAGGAAGAUAGGCAGCUUGCCAGAUAUCUAUACGAGUGCGGUAAAGGACCGGAACCAUCAAAGAAAACGAUUUACAAGCAAAAGCCAACUGCAGCAGAAAUCAAUUUCGCCUACGACUAUGUCAACGACCCAUCCUUUACACUUUACCAUUACGGACACAUCCGUGUAUUCGACGGCACUAAAAACGACCAGCUCAUAGCCGAUAUCCACUUCACUAAUCUAGAAGGGAUGAAUUGA
Puccinia triticina is the source of this 240-nucleotide messenger RNA. RefSeq lists its product as uncharacterized. The coding region runs from base 1 to 240 and encodes 79 amino acids. The record is from RefSeq and is a predicted model, not a curated record. The transcript has a single exon. Lineage: Eukaryota; Fungi; Basidiomycota; Pucciniomycetes; Pucciniales; Pucciniaceae.